Molecule: messenger RNA, 2784 nt
Organism: Cylindrotheca closterium
Lineage: Eukaryota; Bacillariophyta; Bacillariophyceae; Bacillariales; Bacillariaceae
Source: the annotation of a GenBank genome assembly
AUGGCAGAUAGCAAAAGCAAAACUCCAAAGUUCCUGGUGGGCCAGGCUGCUGCGAGACAGUUGCAAAGAGAGCUGAACAAGUCUACCAAUCCAGCCGAGACGAUAUCAAGCUUUCAGCGCACACGCUCGCUGCAUACAAUGCUUUCCAAGGCAUUUGGCACCUCACCAGCAUACACAACUUCAAAGAAAAAGACAGAAGUUGAAUCAUUGGAUACUGAUCCUGUGUUGGUAUUCUUGACCCACUUGGGUGUGAGUCAGUAUGAUGUGCACAAGCGAAUUGCCGACACACUUCAAAAACAACUCGAAGAUGAAAUUCGAAAGGUCACCAAUCAAGAGGCUCUUCUGCACCUACUAAAGAACUGCUGGCACUAUGCAACAACUGUUCCAGAACUUCGCCCUAUCCUGUGGGGUCUUCUGAAGCAGCUUGGAGAUAGGACGCCCCUAACUGUUUUGAAAGCACUAGCUGAAGACGACGGUGAAGGCAAACAGAAGCACGAAGAAAUCUUUCGCCCAUUGCCGCCACUCCUAAAGCGAUUAGUAUGGGAAGCUGAUUGGGACCACAAAAUGCCAAUCGAAAAAGAGAAUAUCGAUAACCCUUCUGAGUAUUCGAAACUAGUACAGUCUACGUUGCUGUUCAAGACAGUGACUCCGCUUGUGGAAGAGUACACAAGCAAUGCCCACUUGAUUGAGUCAGCUAAAUUGGCAUUUGCAACCAGCGUUCAUGAACGCCGGAUUCUAACGACCCAACGACGAGCUCUCGCCCAAUCCACGACGACAAAGUCUUCCACCCCUUCCUCGACUGCUGCCCUCUUGCGAGGGAAGGGGACAAAUGCUGGAACUACAACUUCGAUUUCCAAUGAUAACUCACUUUCGUCCGGAAAAGCAGUGUCUCGAAUAAGAGAUCUAUUGAGUGACAGCAGCAGCGGUUCGAUAUCCUAUCGCCCAAAGCUCUUGCAUGGCAUUCUAUCUAUGCUGAUGAUGAAACAUGGUACAGAUCGAGGAGUUCUAACUGACGUAAACUUGCAUUGUACACUUGUGGCUGACAUCCUACUUUCGGCUGGGGGAUCGCUUCCGAAAAUAUAUCAACCCCUUCUUACACUUGCGAGAGCUUUGGAUGAUGCAGUGAAAAAUGGCGUAUUCUCAGAAAAAGACUUGAUGAAGGUCCAAGGAGCUCUGAAACUGAUAUUUGCAGCAGAUGGUGACAAGACGUCCAGUGAAGAGGAGACAAAGAAGGAGGGUAAAGGUGAAACAGACGAUUCAAGCACUUUCAAACCCAAUACAUUCUUGAAGCGACAGCUGAACAGGAUCAUCACAGCUGGUGUCACCGCGAUGAAGGAAUCGGAUCCGCAGAGCUUGUUUUUGAACCCCGUAACUGAUAACAUUGCACCUGGGUAUUCCAAAGUUAUCAAGAAACCGAUGUCGUUAACAACAAUCCAGGAGAAAAUUGAUAAAAAUGUCUAUAAUUCGCUCCAGGAUUGGGAGGUUGAUGUGAAGCUCAUGUUCAAGAAUUGCGCGGAUUAUAACAAAGGACCGAGUGGAAAGUGGUUCCGUGACGAAGCAGGCCGCCAAUUAAAAGUAUUCAAACAAGAAAUCUUUUCUCAAGCAAAGAAGCUAUAUAUGGUGGAGGUUCAAAAGAGAACUGCGGCGAACGAUGUGGCGAAACGAAAGCCAGAAGACGAAUCACCGAACGUAAACCCUCUCCAACCAAUGAACAAGAAAAGAAAGCUCAAUCUCGAAGACUAUUCUCUCAGUAUACCGACAUUGGCGUCAAUGCUAUUGAGCGACCCAUUUGUCGUGCGCCUCUUGCUCGACCACGUCUUGCGAUCCCUUAGAGUUGAUGUCCUCAGCGGGUCGUCAAUUCCAGCUGCACACAAAACAAUUCCAUCAACCUUGCAACUGUUACAUAUUGCGCAGUGGUCAAGUCAAUUCUGUCUUGUAAGGGGAAAGCGCUACUUGGUGCCAGAUGCUGGUUUGAUGGAACCGCGGGAUUCCUUUCAUGAAGCUAUCAUACCUCAUUACUCCCUUCGACGGUAUCUCCCUCUUGUCGUCCAUCUAAUGCUGGAAGCAAAGCUUGAUAAACGGCUAUCACCUGGUGGCGACUUAGUCUCGGUAUCACAGUCAGUGCCUCGGCCACCUGCCCCUGUGAUUGAACCUGAAACCAAGGCGUAUUCUCAGGUUGCAGUUGCCCUCCUACAGGGUGCCUUUGUUUACACUUGCCUACCCGGAAACUCGCAAGAAACUUCUCUUGCUGUCACAUUUUCGAAGUUCUCGCAAUCGUUGUUGAGUCUAUUACCCAAGGCGUGGGAUGAGCAGUCGUUCUUUGCUUGUCUAGUGCCUUCCAUAUUGCGCCACAAGAGUCGAUUGAAAGGUCCUGUACGUGACGCAAUACUCACUUCCUGGAUAGAAUGGCUCAGUGAUUCCAAGAUCAACGGGGAAAAAGCCAAAAUUGGUUCUAUGCUAUCUCCAGCGCACGAGUAUCUCCUCAUUUUGCUCAAUGAGUGGUCAAAGUUUGGCAAUACCCUUGUCUCUCGUGAUAUCCUCCUUCUACAUGUACCCCAGAUAGUUGAGACAGUAAAUGCAACAGAAUCCGAUCCAAACCGGAAGCUUUCAAGCCUAUGGAAGGCAACUGACACGAAGGAAGAUUUCAACCGAAUCAAACAGCAGUACGAACGAAUCCUCGGCUUACUGCCGGACGUCAACGACAGUGUUUGGCUUUGCAACAUCGGUGGGCAAACUGAAGGAGGCAGCCAACAACCGGAAAAAACACAAGUAUUGGAAGAAUGA